ACCGACGAAACAAAAUGUCUAGGAACAAAUGCGUUAUCAAGCGAUUUGAUAGGCCAAGUGGACACGAGACCGGUAGGACACUGAUGAAGAAAGCUACAGAGGAGACGCUGAUGAGACGCGGAGAUGUUGAAGACUCCUCUCCUGAUACAAUUCUGCGUAUGCACCUCAGGAGGCUUAGUAGCGAGAACAGUCAUCGCAGUGGAGUGGAAGGGAUUGCCGUGGAUCGCGCCCUGUCUCCGAACAUGGCUACCGGCCAUAAGUCUUGCAAACUGACCAAAGUGUGCAAAACUGGAAACCACUCGAGCACCAAGGACCGCAAUUCGGGUACCGCUCGUUUCAAGUACAGAAAGAAUUCCCAGAUACGCACCAAGAUCUGCUUAAGCUGUAUGCGAAAAAUGCUGUCCAAAAGUAAUACAACCUCUUGAUACAGACAUCAAAAUUUAAGGUUUAAUUCAAAAUACUUCGUUUUUUUUUUUUAAUGUUAAUUCAAAACAUUAAAACUUGAGUACAUAUUUUGUUUCUUGGUUACUUAGUAAAAAAAACUAA
This is a messenger RNA of Drosophila persimilis, 546 nucleotides long. RefSeq lists its product as uncharacterized. Bases 15 to 425 code for a protein of 136 amino acids. Lineage: Eukaryota; Metazoa; Arthropoda; Insecta; Diptera; Drosophilidae. The transcript has 2 exons. The record is from RefSeq and is a predicted model, not a curated record.